This is a messenger RNA of Haliotis rubra (blacklip abalone), 4582 nucleotides long. RefSeq names its product xanthine dehydrogenase-like. The record is from RefSeq and is a predicted model, not a curated record. The coding region runs from base 124 to 4128 and encodes 1334 amino acids. Lineage: Eukaryota; Metazoa; Mollusca; Gastropoda; Lepetellida; Haliotidae. The transcript is spliced from 35 exons. Gene Ontology annotation, molecular function: oxidoreductase activity; FAD binding; iron ion binding.
CGACUCCGAAAAUAGACGAGUCUAUGUCAGCCGUGGUCACAAGCUUAUCAGGUGACUGACACAACACCUGCCUAUAGCAUUACAGGUCAGGGUCACUGGACAGGCAGUCAAGACGACGCAGACAUGUCGACGAAGUCGCAAGGGAAUUUUGUACAUUGCCCCGUUUGUAGAACAAGCCACGUUCCCACCAACGGAGCACUGAAGAAUGGCGUCUAUGCUUCUACCUGUGAAAACUGUGGCCACUUCUUCAAGUUCAAGGCCACAGGUCCUCUCAAGUCUUCUGUCACGUUAACCAUCAACGGGACUUCCUUCACAGUUGGCAACGAAUAUGCCGCAGCCCUGUCCCUGAAUGAGUUCAUGAGGUCCCAGGGUGUGUCCUAUGGCACCAAGGUGAUGUGUAUGGAGGGAGGGUGUGGCGUGUGCCUCGUCACUACCACACUGUAUGAUCCCAUCACAAAGGCCGUGCAGACCUACACAGUCAACUCGUGUCUGGUACCUCUGUACACGUGUGACGGCAUGCAAGUGACAACCAUCGAAGGUCUGGGCAACCCCAGGGAUGGCCUACACCCGAUACAAGACCGUCUGGCACAGUACAAUGGCUCUCAGUGUGGCUUCUGUAGCCCCGCCCAGGUCAUGAAUAUGUAUGGUCUUCUGAAGAGGACACCCAAACCCACCAUGCAGCAGGUCGAGAAUGCUUACGAUACUUCCAUCUGCCGGUGUACAGGGUACCGACCAAUUCUGGAUGCAAUGAAGUCUUUCGCUGCUGAUGCUGCACCAAACCUUCUUGGAGGUGCCAUAGACAUCGAGGAACUGGACAAGAAGAUAUGUAGCAAGACCGGGAAGACCUGCACAGGACGCUGUUCAUCUGAGAGACAGACUGACCCGGAGCAGGUGCCCCUCAACAUUGUGCUGCAGGGGUCACAGUGGUACAAACCCACCACCAGGCAGCAGCUCUACGCCCUCCUCGGCCAACACCAGGGAGACAACUACAGACUUGUGUUCGGGAAUUCUGGAUAUGGUGUCUAUAAGGAGAUCGGUCCAUGGAUGUAUGAUGUCCUCAUUGAUCUGCGUGGAAUCCAAGAGUUUUAUGACAUUUCCAUUGACUCCUCCAAAGUGAUGUUUGGACCUAGCAUCACUCUGACCAACAUGUUGGAAGUCUUUGAGAAAAACAGCACCAACCCUGCUCUGUCUUACUUCCGGGACUUCGCCAGCCAUGUGGCUGUUAUUGCUAACACCGGAGUUAGAAACUUGGGAAGCUGGGCCGGUAACCUGAUGCUGAAGAACCUCCACACUGAGUUCCCGUCUGAUGUCUUCACCAUUUUUGAGUCAGUCGGAGCAACCUUGUCGAUCGGAUCAAGUGAUGGCACAGAAAACACCUACAGUCUCAUGGACUUCCUGAACCUAGACAUGAAGGGCAAGGUCAUCCUGUCUGUCACACUCCCAGCAUUCCCAUCAGGAGACGUCUAUGUCAAGACCUUCAAGAUUACCCCAAGACACCAGAACGCCCACGCCUAUGUGAACGCAGGCUUCAGGAUGCAGCUGGACAGAAGUAACAACUUCCUGGUCAAGACAAAACCAUCCCUGGUGUAUGGCGGCAUCAGUAAAACGCUGGUCCAUGCCACCAACACAGAGACGUACCUUCAGGGCAAGCAAUUGGGAGAUCCAGCCGUACUCAACAGUGCUAUAACGACUCUGUCUGCGGAGCUGGUUCCCGACACCACCCCUGGCUUGUCCAGUACAACCUACAGGAAGAGCCUGGCCAUAUCUCUCUUCUAUAAGUGCGUGCUCGGCAUGUGUGGUGAGAAAGCAGCGGCAAGAUUCCAGAGUGGAGGUACCAACUUGAUACGGCCUGUGUCUUCAGGCACUCAGACAUAUGGCAGUCGUAAAGAUGAAUAUCCCCUGACUAAGCCAAUGACCAAGGUGGACGCGACCCUACAGACAUCAGGCAGGGUGCAGUACGUCAAUGAUGUACCUCCUGUUCAAAACGAAGUCUUCGCAUCCUUUGUCAUCACCAGCGUCGGCAACGCUGACAUCGACAGCGUCGACACUUCUGAUGCCCUGAAAUAUCCAGGAGCCCUGAAGUACAUCUCUGCCUCUGACAUACCUAAGGGAGGCAGCAACAGCUUCCGACAGCCAGGAGCUGGUGUGGAGGAGAUCUUUUGCAGUGGCCAGGUACUUUACAGCGGUCAGCCAGUUGGUAUCAUCGUUGCAGUGGACCAACUAUCAGCUGACACAGCAGCCAGCAUGGUGAAGGUUACCUACAAGAACGUCCAGCCCCCCAUCAUUACAAUGGAAGAUGCUAUUCAGAAGAAGUCAGUAUUUCCAAAUGUUGCCCAGGAGUUCAAAGUUGGUGAUGCUGCAGCCGCAAUUGCUUCAUCGGACAAACAGAUUUCAGGCCGUAUUAAGAUGGGUCAUCAGUACCAUUUCCACAUGGAAACGCAGGUGAGCAUCUGCUACCCAGCCGAAGACGGCACAGGCGUGAGUCUUCUGUCAUCCACACAGUGGACGGAUCUAGAACAGCUGAUUGUAGCCAAAGCUCUCAACAUCCCAGAAAGCAGUGUCAACGUGGAGGUCCGACGCCUGGGGGGAUCGUACGGUGCCAAAAUAACACGUGCUCAUUUAACGGCUUGUGCUGCUGCUCUCGGCACCCACGUCAUGAGAAGACCAGUUCGACUCAGUAUGAACUUCCACACCAACAUGAAGACUAUCGGGAAACGUUUCCCUUAUCUGGCGGAUUACACAGUGGGCGUGACAAAUGCUGGUAAACUGACAGGAAUCCAAUACACCGUGAAUGCUGACUGCGGUAUGUCCCCAAAUGACUGUUCGCUGGCUUCUUUCCCACAAUGGAUGGACAAUGCCUACUACUGUCCCACCUGGGAUUUCAAACCAGUCGCCCUUAAGACGAAUCUCCCAACGAACACAGCUUGUCGAGGACCAGGGUCCACUCCUUCCAUCUUCAUCAUGGAGGCGAUGAUGGAUCACGUCGCCAAAGUCCUGAACAUGGAUCCUCUGGAGUUCAGGAAGAUAAACCUGUUCACCAAGGGUCAAAAACAUUUUCAGAAAAGUGCAAAUGGAAUGGUUUUGCAAUAUUGCAACAUCACAGACAUGGUGGCUCAGCUAGAGACGUCGGCUGAUGUCCAGAACAGAAAACAACAGGUCACAGCUUUCAACCAGGCGAACAGAUGGAAGAAGAAGGGAGUUUCCGUGAUGCCUCUCCGGUGGGACCUGAACUACGCGAACGCCAACUACAACGUCUACCUGACCAUCUACCACGGCGACGGCUCCGUCGCUAUAUCAAUCGGGGGUGUGGAGAAUGGCCAGGGAAUAAAUACCAAGAUGAUGCAAGUCUGUGCCUUUGAGCUGGGUAUUCCCAUGGACACAAUAAAAGUGAAACCGACGACAACCCUGGCUGAUUCCAAUUCCAUCACUACUGGAGGCAGCAUCACCAGCGAGGUCAAUGCAUUGGGAGUCAUUCAGUGCUGUCAGCAACUAAAGACCCGGAUGGCCCUGGUCAAGGCCAAGAUGGUAAACCCCUCCUGGCAGCAGCUGGUAGCUAAGUGCUACAGCGAAGGGAUGGACCUUUCUGCCAGAAGCUUCACCAAUCCAACUGGCGUCAGUACCAACUACAAUAUCUACGGUGCAACGUGCACAGAGGUCGAGGUGGACGUUCUGACUGGGGAGAACCAGAUAAAUAGAGUUGACAUCCUGUAUGACUGUGGGGAGAGCAUGAACCCUGAGAUCGACGUUGGACAAGCAGAGGGAGCCUUUGUGAUGGGCCUGGGCUACUGGAUGACCGAACAGAUGAUCUUUGACCCUAAGACUGGCACCGCCUUAACUGCUGGAACCUGGGAAUACAAGCCACCUCUUGGAAAAGAUAUUCCCAUCGACUUCCGCAUCCAGUUUUUGAAGAAUGCUCCGAACCCUAGAGGUGUCCUAAGGUCGAAAGCUGUAGGCGAGCCGCCGCUGUGUAUGGCUGCAUCAGCGUUGUUUGCUGUGAAACACGCCAUCGAGGCUGCCAGAAAUGAAAUAUCAAAGGACACAUACUUCCCUCUCGACGGUCCAGCAACGGUGGAGAUGAUCCAGGCUGCCUGCCUAGUUGACAACUCUCAACUGGUGUUCGGGACAUGAAUACGAUCAGCUGCCCCAAGAGACAUUGAUAAGCUCGUAAAAGAGACAUAGAUAAGCAUGAAAUACCAAUGAGCCUGCGGAGGGAAGUGAAUCGGUUUAAUGUUUGUAAUACGGAUAAGUUUUGGAGAGCUAUUGGGACGCAAAAUAAAUGUGCUUGCGUGCGUGUGUUUGGUGCGCGUGUGUAUAUGCGUCGCAGUCUAAUUUGUUGUUAAAAGUUGUUGAUUGUUGGUAUAAUCAGAUUCCGAAGUAUUUUGUAUUUUUCACUGUGCUUGAGUACUUAUUUGGCUCACCGCAUUGAUAAUCAUUUCUCAGAAAGACACCUGAAAUUGUUCAACUGUUACAUUUAGUUCAUGAAGCAAACUGCUGUCCUGGUCCUCCAUAUUUAUUCACAUCUUUAUCAACUGUCGUGAUGACGUAAUGACGCAGAUCUACUUCAGUGCUGGGCCCCGUUCCU